AUGCCGUAUCAGGGUCAAAUCGAGCUGGUUCCUCUGGGGCCAUACAAAUACCACCUCAGGAUCUUCUGCAAGAAGACCGGCGUCUUCACCAAGGUGCGGGAAGCGCUCUACAGCUACAACGCGCAGGUCACCAGCCUGAACACGAUAACGUUCUAUGGCUACGCCGAAUCAGCGUGCUAG
This is a messenger RNA of Miscanthus lutarioriparius, 180 nucleotides long. Lineage: Eukaryota; Viridiplantae; Streptophyta; Magnoliopsida; Poales; Poaceae. The record is from the annotation of a GenBank genome assembly.